This is a messenger RNA of Alnus glutinosa, 3026 nucleotides long. RefSeq names its product U-box domain-containing protein 33-like. The transcript is spliced from 7 exons. The record is from RefSeq and is a predicted model, not a curated record. The coding region runs from base 149 to 2662 and encodes 837 amino acids. Gene Ontology annotation, molecular function: ATP binding; protein kinase activity; ubiquitin-protein transferase activity. NCBI's taxonomy places the organism in Eukaryota, Viridiplantae, Streptophyta, Magnoliopsida, Fagales, Betulaceae. Gene Ontology annotation, biological process: protein ubiquitination; protein phosphorylation.
GACAAUAAAGAAAGAAAGGGAUAUGGAAUAAUACGAGCAAAUAUUCCGUAGAAUCGCACGCUUUGAUUCGUUUUACCGCUAUGACGACUCUCUCUCUCUCUCUUUAUCGCUUUAUCUCGCAACUCUCUCGCAGGACUCUCCGGCAAGAAUGGAGCUACUGCAGCCCACGCACCCUCCUCACUGCGACUUAGCCGGCGACGGCUUCUACGGCUUCUCGUCCUUGGGCAUUCACCGGGCGGUGAGCUCUCGGUCUGGGAUGCACCACAUAGUGGAAGAAGCUGGUAAUGAUAAAUUACACGUUGCGGUCGGAAAGUCCGUGGAGCGAACUGUGGCUCUGCUUCAAUGGGCUUUCAAGCAGUUUGGGUGCCGAGAAAUUUGUAUUCUUCACGUUCAUCAGCCUUCCCAUGUGAUUCCCACUCUCUUAGGAAAACUACCGGCAAGUCAAGCAAAUGGUGAAGUAGUGGCUGCACAUAGAAGGGAGGAGUGGGCGCAGAAAAUGAAGCUUUUAGAAUGUUACGUGAGCAUUUGCUUCACAGAAAAGGUCAAAGCAAGCAUUCUUACAAUAGAAGCUGACCAAGUUCAGAGAGGAAUUGUAGAUUUGGUGAACAGACAUGGUAUUAGGAAGCUUGUUAUGGGCGCAAUGCCUGAAAACUGCGUGAAGGUGAAAAAGAGCUCCAGCAAGGCAACUUAUGCUGCCAAAAAUGUUCCCUUGUUCUGUGAAAUAUGGUUUGUCUACAAAGGGAAACAUGUAUGGACAAGAGAAGCUUCUGAAGGCCCUAAUUCUUUGCCUCUACAACCUGAGAUUAAAACUGCAGAACCCUUGAGAUCUAUGUCAUUUCAAUAUAGUAAUAAUAAUGCAAUCCAUCCAGAAUUUUUUCAAUCCAACUCUGCUAGAAGUACAUCCUUUGCUGGAAGCAGCAACUGGUUUCAGGGUGAAACAGUUCAUGUCGAAGUGGCUUCAUUGCCCACUUUAUCCCAUUCCUCUCGUGAUCUCCAGAGUUCAUUCAACAGUUUAGAAAAUAAUUCUGCCAAAAGAAUGGUAUCUUCAAUUUCCGAUCCAAAUGUUGAGGAAGAGAGCUUGUAUGGUCAGCUGACAGAAGCCAGGAUAGAAGCUGAGGCAGCAACAAACGAGGUGUCUGCAGCGAUAAUAAAGCGCAAAAAAUUGGAGUCGGAAGCCAUUAAAACUAUCAGCAAGGUCAAAGUCUUUGAAUCUGCCCAUGCACGUGAAGUUAAGCUCAGGAAGGAGGCUGAUGAUGCACUAAGAACUACCAUACAGGAUCAAGAAAAGCACUUGGAAGAAAGAGAAGAAGUAACUAGAGAGCUACAGAGGACCAUGAGAAGUGUUGCUCUUUUAGACAGUCGUGCAAAGGAAGCAAACCGUAGGUGUGAUGAAGCCGUCGGAGAACUAAAUUUAAUUCAAGCAUCCAUCACUACUCUACAGCAGGAAAAGCAGAGGAUGCAACGACAGAAAGUAGAAGCCCUACGCUGGCUUGAACGGUGGAGACAUGGACGAGCUGGAGCUGCAAACUGUAAUGGGUUCAUUGGUUUUGUUGAAGGGUUGCCUGAGUUAGCAGAAUUUUCAUUGUCAGACCUGCAAACUGCUACAUGCAAUUUUUCUGAGAGCUUCAAGAUUGGGCAGGGAGGAUAUGGUUGUAUUUACAAGGGGGAAGUGCUGGGUAGAACUGUUGUCAUAAGGAACCUCGAUCCAUAUAACAUGCAAGGACCAUCAGAGUUUCAACAAGAGGUUGAAGUUCUUGGCAAGCUACAGCAUCCUCAUCUGGUGACUUUGCUUGGUGUAUGUGCAGAAUCUUGGUCCCUUAUAUAUGAAUACUUGCCCAAUGGGAGCCUCCAAGACCACAUUUUUCGGAAAAGCAACAUUUCUCCAUUGACGUGGAAGACCCGAACACGUAUCAUUGCUGAAAUCUCUAGUGCCCUUUGCUUCUUGCACUCUUCUAAUCCUGAACAGAUUGCCCAUGGCAAUCUGAAACUUGAAAGCAUAGUUCUAAGUACUGAUCUAAGCAGCAAGAUCUGCGACUUUGGGAUUUGCAGGCUGGUAACUGAGGAGAGCCUUCAUUGCCCUAGUUUCCGCCGGAGCACAGAGCCAAAGGGUGCUUUUACGUAUACUGAUCCAGAGUUUCAGAGAAAUGGAGUGCUGACACCCAACUCUGACGUUUACUCCUUUGGGCUGAUCAUUCUGCAGCUACUCACAGGAAGGCAACCAGUUGGUUUAGCAGCUGAGGUGCGUAAGGCGGUUUCAUGUGGGAAAUUGGCAUCACUUUUGGAUUCAUCAGCUGGAGAAUGGCCUACAUUUGUGGCAAUGCGAUUGGCAGAGCUGGGGCUGCAUUGCUGUCAAGUGAGCAGUAGGGACAGACCAGAUUUAACACCUUCUCUGGUUAGGGAACUGGAGCAGUUGCACGUCUCAGAAGAGCGACCAGUGCCAUCUUAUUUCUUGUGCCCUAUCCUUCAGGAAAUAAUGCAUGACCCUCAGGUAGCAGCAGAUGGGUUCACUUACGAAGGGGAAGCCAUGCGUGGAUGGCUGGAAAAUGGGCGUGAAACUUCUCCCAUGACAAAUUUGAAGUUGAGUCACCUCCAUCUUACUCCUAACAAUACACUGCGGCUUGCCAUACAGGAUUGGCUUUGCAAAUCUUCUCAGUCCCUUUAAUACGUAUGUAUGUGUGUAUAUAUGCAUCUAUGUAAUAUCUUUUAUUAUAUUUGUAGUGGUGCAUCAACGCACCACUACUUUACCAUUGUAGAUAAUGGAAUAACAGGGGUUUGGUUGGUGUGAUUGUCAAUGCUUCACAGUAAUCCAUGAGCGAGAUUCCAUUUUGUGUGUUAUGAAAGCAAUCGAAACCGUGGAGAGGAGCCAGAAAGAGCUCCAAGCAUUGUGUACGGAGAUGAGGUCCCCUUAAUUAAUCUUUUUGACUGAAAACAUAAAGUCAUGAAGCAGCUUGUUGCAGUGACGAUUGUACAUCAGCUUAGAUGAAUAAUGCUAUUCUUCUCACCUAUUUAUCAAACUGGUUAAUGUA